AGGAUUAAGUUCAAGACGACGCUUCAAGAGUUAAAUAUUUCGACUCCUCGUUUCAUUAAGCAUUGAAUCACCGUUCACCGAUCUCAUUCUCUCUCUAGUCUCUAGUCUCUUCUCGGCUUCUCCUAGAAUCCAGAACUCAUUAUAUAAGAUGCAGCCCCACACAAAAAUUAUUCUUCUUCACUUAAGCCCUUCAUUCCUCUUUGAUUCUUGUUCAAUUCAAUAUUCAAACUUCAUCUUAUUUCUGGAAUCAACCCCUCGUUCUACACGACGAGUCGAUGACAUCAAUCCUUCACGCGUCGACGACAUCAAUCCCUCACCUUCGAUUCAACCUACUCUGCACUCAUGGAAUUAAAGGAGAAUAACGUACAAGAAAUUUUGGCUUCAUCAGAAAAUCCUAAGCCCAAUGACAUUCAAGAUCAACAACCCCCACAACCAAGUGUUGAGCCUGUUGGAACAACAGAUGGACAAUUGGCUGGACAACAGAUGGUAAGGGGGCUGGAACAAUAGAUGCAAAGGCUACUGAAAAUACAAAUAGAAGAUUAACUUCUGAAGUUUGAAGACAUUUUAAAAAGCAAAAGAUUGAUGGUGUUGAUAAGGCGAUAUGAAACUACUGAAAAUACAAAUAGAAGAUUAACUUCUGAAGUUUGAAGACAUUUUAAAAAGCAAAAGAUUGAUGGUGUUGAUAAGGCGAUAUGAAACUACUGUAAGAAAAAAUUGAGUGGGAUAAGCAAGAAUGGGAAUACAUACUUACAUGAGCAUUACAGAAAAUGUUUGUCAAAAAAUAAUAGAGACAUAAGACAAUCGAUCUUGAAUCCACGCCAAGAAAAAAAAGAUGGGCAUGUAUCACUUGGUGCACAUACAUUUGAUCAGAAUGUUUCUCGUGAACAACUAGCAAAGAUGAUCAUUCUUCAUGAGUAUCCACUGAACCUGGUGCAACAUGUUGGAUUUAGAAAUUUUGCUAACUUAAUUAACCCGUUAUUUAAACAUGUGUCACGAACUACCAUUACCAGUGACAUAAAGGACAUUUUUUAGAGUGAAAAACUGAAACUAAAAAAGAUGUUGAAUUCUAACCAAGGCAUAAUUGUUGUGACAACUGAUAUAUGGACAACCUCUAACCAAAAAAGAGGUUACAUGGUUGUCAUUGCACAUUAUAUUGAUGAUUCGUGGAACUUGUGCAGUAAAAUUUUAAGGUUUAUGUAUGUUCCAGCGCCUCAUAAUGCUAAAACGCUAACAAAAGCCUUAAUGGAGUGUUUGGUUGCAUGGUCCAUUGAUUGCAAGUUAUCUACCUUGACUUUAGAUAACUGUAGUGUAAAUUUUUGUAUGAUGGAGAAAAUGAAAGAUAAACUAAGACAUGAUAAUCUUCCCUUGAAAGGGGAGUUGCUUCACAUGAAAUGUUGUGCACAUAUAUUGAACUUAAUUGUUCAACAAGGAUUAAGUGCAAUUCAAAGUGGGAUAGAGUCCAUUCGAGAGAGUGUUGUUUUCUGGACUGCAACUCCAAAAAGAGUUGAGAAAUUUGAAGAGAUGAAGGAUGGUGUUUCUCUUUCAAGUAAGAGAAAGUUAGAUUUGGAUUGUAAAACUAGAUGGAAUUCAACUUAUUUGAUGCUUAUGAGUGUGAUUCCAUAUAAAGAAAGCACCUAGUGAUCAUGAUUGGAUUUGAGAAAAAUUGAUGUGUGAAAGACUCAAACUGUUUUAUAGUGUGACUGAGAUGUUUUCUAUGACAACCCGAAACUUUUAUCCUGUACAAUCGAUCUUUAUAUCAAAAUUUUCCCGAUUCCGUUA
Molecule: messenger RNA, 1779 nt
Organism: Lactuca sativa (garden lettuce)
Lineage: Eukaryota; Viridiplantae; Streptophyta; Magnoliopsida; Asterales; Asteraceae
Product: zinc finger BED domain-containing protein RICESLEEPER 2
Source: RefSeq, a predicted model, not a curated record